Messenger RNA from Cornus florida, 5295 nucleotides. RefSeq names its product putative disease resistance protein RGA4. Gene Ontology annotation, molecular function: ADP binding. NCBI's taxonomy places the organism in Eukaryota, Viridiplantae, Streptophyta, Magnoliopsida, Cornales, Cornaceae. Gene Ontology annotation, biological process: defense response to other organism. The transcript has 7 exons. The record is from RefSeq and is a predicted model, not a curated record. The coding region runs from base 214 to 2883 and encodes 889 amino acids.
UAUAGGAAUCUUGAAAUUGGACCCAGAAAGUUGAUUCGUAGGAUAUGCAUUUUGAAUGAUUUAUUUAUUUUUUAUUCCCUCAAAAGCAUCUUCUCGGAAACAAGAGUCACAAAAAAUUAUUUGCUCACAUCAUUCCAUUAUAAAACAUUAAGCAGGGUCUGUCCAACAGCUUCACAACCACAGUAUUGAUCAUCAUUCUCAUCAAUAUAAAAAAUGGCAGAGACAAUUAUUUAUAAUACUGUAACUGAACUCCUGAAGAAGUUGGGUUCCAUGGUCAACCAAGAGAUCAAACUAGUGCAAGGUGUAGAGAAUGAAGUUCACAAACUCGAAAAAACGGUUUCCACAAUUAGAGCCGUGCUUCUUGAUGCAGAGGAGCAGAAAGCCACAAAUCAUGAGGUUGAAGAAUGGCUCGAAAAGCUGUACGAUGCAUUUUAUGAUGCUGAUGACUUGCUCGACGACUUCUCCACUGAAGUUUUUCGGCAACAAAAAUGGCUAGAGAAGGUACGCAAUUUCUUCUCAAGCUCAAACCCAUUUGCUUUCAAAAGUAAGAUGGCUCGUGAGAUUAAGGCCAUUAGGGAGAGACUAGAUGCAAUUGCAGAAGAUAAGGAAAAAUUUCACCUCACUAAACGGCCUAUAGAGAAUAUUAAGAGGGAGGAGACUCACUCUUUUGUACAUGCCGAAAGUGUUAUUGGGAGGGAUGCCGAUAAAAAAGAAAUGGUAAAACUGGUAUUAGACAGUAAUGUUGAGGAGAAUGUGUCGGUUGUUGCAAUUGUUGGGAUUGGGGGAUUAGGAAAGACCACACUUGCACAAUUAAUAUUUAAUGAUGAAGAGGUCACUAGGUACUUUGAACUUAAGAUGUGGGUGUGUGUUUCCGAUCCAUUUGAUGUGAAACUCAUUGCACAAAAAAUCAUAGGUUCUGAAGCAAGUAAAGACUUUGAGUUAGAAGAGCUGCAAAGUCUCUUGAGGGGAAAAAUUAAUGGAAAAAAAUAUAUACUUGUGUUAGACGAUGUGUGGAAUGAUAAACGUGACGUGUGGUUAAAAUUGGAAGAACUUUUGAAGGGCGGUUCGAGAGGAAGUAAGAUAUUAUUAACAACCCGUAGUGAUUUAGUUGCAAAUGUUAGUGGGGCACAUUCACCACAUGUUUUAGAAGGCUUGUCUGAGGAGUCGUCAUGGUCUUUGUUUAAGCAAAUAGCAUUCAAAAAUGCGGAAGGGUUGAAGAAUACAUGUCGAGUCAAUAUCGGGGAGGAAAUUGCACGAAAGUGCAAGGGAGUUCCUCUUGCCAUUAGGGCUGUAGGAAGCCUACUGUACUCCAAAGAUACAGACCAUGAAUGGUUGUUUUUCAAAAAUAAUGAUUUGUCAAAAAUAGCUCAAGAAGAGGAUAUUAUUUUGCCUAUUCUAAAGUUAAGUUACGAGCAUCUUCCUUCGCAUUUGAAGGGAUGCUUUGCAUUUUGUUCCUUAUAUGCGAAAGAUGAAGAGAUUGAUAGGAGAGAAUUAAUCCAAUUGUGGAUUGCACAUGGAUUCAUUCCGUCAGGUUAUGAAAAUCAACAAUUAGAGGAUGUAGGUCAUUUGUAUUUUAUGAAUUUACUAAGGAGAUCUCUUUUUCAAGAUGUUAAAAAAGAUAUAUGGGGUGAUAUACAAAGUUGCAAAAUGCAUGAUCUUGUCCACGACGUUGCAGAAUCUGUUGUGAGGCCCAAGAGUUCUGUAGUGAAUUCGAAUGCGAAAAAUAUUAGUGACAGAACUCGUCACUUGUCUUUACAUUUAUCAAAGAAAAUUCCAACCCACUUGUCUAGAGCUCACAAUUUACGAACACUGAGAAUGAAGGAAAGCAGGUUUGGAAUGGUUAUUGAUUCAACAUUUAAAAGGUUACGUGUGUUGGAUAUGCCGAAGGUGUGGGUGCAUGGUAGUAUAAGCAAGAUGAAACAUUUGAGGUUUCUUAGUCUUAGUACUUGUAAUGGAAGGAAGUUGCCAAGUUCUAUAACCAAGUUGAAAAAUUUACAAACCUUAAAACUCUACAUGUGUCUGCGGCUUAAACAAUUGCCAGAAGAGAUUAAAGAAUUGGUUAACCUUAGGCAUCUUGAGCUUGACAUGUGCCCUUACUUGACUGGAAUGCCGUGUGGAUUGGGGCAACUUCCUUCUCUCCAAUUUCUGAGUCUUUGGGAUAUGGUUUCCUUGGAGUACAUGGAGGACAAGAGUAGUAGUGGGAGUGGUAGUGAGGAUUCUCUGUGCUCUUCAUCUUCAUCCAAUGGAGGAGCAGCACCAACACCAACAUUCUUCCCAUCCCUCAAAACACUUCAACUCCGGGGAUUGUAUAAAUUGAAGGGAUGGUGGAGGAGCCAAGCAGAAGAAGAAGCAACAACAACUUUACAGGACCAACAACAACAACAUUUGAAGAAGCUCCCAUCAUUUCCUUCUCUUUCCCAAUUAUGGAUCUAUGAUUGCCCUAAUCUGGCAUCAAUGCCUAUUCUGCAACCAUGUCUUGAACAACUAGUUCUAAAAAAGGUCAGCAAGAAGGUAGUAGAAGAAGAGUUAAAGAUGACAUUGGUGUCCCCAACCCCACCAACAGAUACACUCGCAACCUCUUCUUCAUCUUCUUCUUUGCUUUUUCCUCCUCUUUCCAAUUUAAAGUCUCUGAAAUUAUUGGACAUUCGCGAUCUAGUUACUCUCCCAGAGGAGUCCUUUCUAAGCCUCACUUCACUUGAACGCCUUGAAAUUAAGUACUGCCCCAACUUGAUAUCACUGCCCGAUGGGAUGCGUCAGCUCACUGCGUUACAACAACUCACAAUUGAAUCAUGCACCCAUGGUUUACAUAAUAGAUACCAGAAAGAAACAGGGGAAGAUUGGCCAAAGAUUGCUCACAUCCCACGUGUUAAUAUACGGUGGUGACAUACAUACAAGGACGAAACGUCGGUAGAAGCAGCCGAUUGCAUGGAUACAACAACCAGCGAGCAUGAGCAGCCGCAAAGUAAUUGACCAAGGCUGUAGGGAUGCCCAUUAGCAGUCUAGACAAGAUUAUGUGUAACGGAGAUUCCGGAAAGAAUCAGGGGAAGACUGGCCAAUGAUUGCUCACAUCCCAAAUGUUUCUGUUUCACGAUGGGGCUGACAUACAAGGGAACAUUUUCACAGGACUGGGUGGCCGAGUCAUUGCUUGAAACAAACAAGAUAACACAACUCAUUCUAUGAAUUGCAAUUACCAAAUAGAAGAAACAGGGUGGAAGCAGCCAAAGGGCGAUUAUAAAAACCAUCGAGCAUGAGCAGCCACAAAGCAAUUGGCCAAGGUUGUAGGGAUAAGUGUUAGUAGUCUAAGACAACAUCUCAGAAGAAAGAAUCUUAAGCACUGACUGGAGUUUUGUUCUCUAUCAAGGAUCAAGGUUGCAAGACCUGAUUCAGAUCACCAUCACCAUCACUAUCCCCAUCCUUCCCUUUAUCCCAUAUGAACGGGGUCAGCCAUAGGAUUAUCUUUUUCUGCCUGCAUUAUAUUAAGAGUUAAAACCUAAUUUAUUUCUUCCCGUGUUGCAGGAAGGAAGCAAGAGGGAAUAUAAGUUGUGAGCAUAUGUUUAGUGGUAAAGGAGACAAGCUGUUACUGGGCAAUAACAAACAAGUCAAAGAUAUUAGAUUACAAGUAAGACACUAUACCACUUACCAGUGAACAGAUUGUUUCGAAUUGUGCUUUACAACUAAUUAUUUGGGUUGUCUAGUCGGACCAUGGGUCUUCUCUUGUGGGGAAAUGAUUGAUGAACUUGGCGUCAUCUUUAUGUGCUUAUGUGAGUGCUUUUUGUAGUUCUCAACCAAGACUUGUAAUAUUCAGAGUGGUGGACAUUAUAAGUUUGCUUCAUAGGGACGGGAGGUAAUAUGCUCCUUAACACUUUCCGUGAUAGGUAGUGUGGAGCCCACCAAGACCCCCCCCCAAUUUAUAUUAUCCUAGUGUGAGAGUAUUUAUUCAUUCUGAAUUCUCUAUAUCUGCUAUUAUUUUGAUCAUCAUAGUGAAAUCCUUUCAACCGUUGAACGUAACCCUGAUUCUUUGGGUGAACCAAGUAAAAAUCUGUUUGUAUUUGUUGUGUGUGUUUGAUCUCUUUUCUGCGUUUUCUGUUUAAUUUCGCAACAUUCAGCCCAUCCGACAAAGGCUGGAGAAGUGCAUCCAAACCCAACUAUGGUUAGUCAAGGACUGAAAUACUGUUUUGUGGUUCAAAUCUUCGUAAGUAUGCUCAACAACAUUUCCUUGUUACUUUUAUUCAAAUGGUGCACUUAAACUCUAGAGUUUGCUAAUGGUAACAAUAAUUCUUAAAUUGCCGUCGUUAAUGGUAACAAUAAUGCUAAUGGUGCAUUUUUCCGUCGUUCGACAAUUUUAGUGCUCAUUCACAUGGUCUUCCAUUAGUUAGGUCGUUAGCAUUGGCAUGAUUCAUGUUCCCUUCUUUUGUGCUAAUGCAAUCUGUGGGCAGUUUUUAGACUAAGUUACUUUAUGAUGAAACUCAUUUGAUGAAUAAUGUUCCAUUACAACAACUCAGAAUUAAAUCACCCAAACGUUUAUAUUCAAACAUAACAGUGACAUUCAAGCUAAAUCCAUCAUUUAUGUUAUGUAUUCAUUGAUCACCGUAAAACUCCAUCUUAUUCUUCUCUCUUCUUGUUCAUUUUCGCUCUCUCUCUCUCUCCCCUCUGUUUUUUUUUUUUUUUUUUUUUUUUGAGGUUCAAUUGAUUUACUGUAUUUAUUUUGUGUGGGACAAUUACACAAGACUCGAUGGAUGAAUCAUAGCUAGAAACAGAAAAAGAUUGCACAUGCCAUUCGACGAAUUGCAACUACAAGAAAUGUCGAAUUUUCAGUUUCAGCCUGUGUUCUAGGGUAGCUUGAUCAACACAUCAUUGAAUUAGUUUGCAGUCUUCUUGCUCUUCAUAUUCGAAUUGCUUAACCUCAAAGUUUUACCAAUAUUGCAGUUCAAGGACACGAGGCUGACAACAUCGAUCUUAUGUCUAUCCAACGUUUGGAAAUAUUCUAUUCUGUCCUAAUCUUAUGUACAUUUUAUCGAGAAGGGUUCAGAUAUAUCAGAAUCUAUCCUCCUUCGAAGAACUGAUUCCAAAAGUCCAAUAGAUGGUAGAGAAGUUGGUGCCUGCACUGUUGAGCUUCAGUUAGUGCCUCUUUUCAAUUCGGACCUUUUCUUUCGAUAUCAGAUGGUUCCCAGAUUGUUAAUGUACUGCUUCUGCUGUUUAUUUUGUCUUCUGAGUGCUGCUGUGUAGCUUCUGAGCCUUGUGAGUUUGUUUGGAGCUAGGUACAGUUCUGUUUAUCAAUACAAAUUCAUUACCUUA